Oncorhynchus tshawytscha (Chinook salmon) is the source of this 4640-nucleotide messenger RNA. Its product is annotated as zinc finger and SCAN domain-containing protein 5B-like. Bases 135 to 1280 code for a protein of 381 amino acids. Gene Ontology annotation, molecular function: DNA-binding transcription factor activity; RNA polymerase II cis-regulatory region sequence-specific DNA binding. Gene Ontology annotation, biological process: regulation of transcription by RNA polymerase II. The record is from RefSeq and is a predicted model, not a curated record. The transcript has 2 exons. NCBI's taxonomy places the organism in Eukaryota, Metazoa, Chordata, Actinopteri, Salmoniformes, Salmonidae.
UCGUCUCAGUACUAUCAAUUUUCAGACCGUACUUUACUGUCUUUGGUUACAUGUUUUGAACAAGACUUGUGGGUUUUAUCUAUGUUUUUUAUGGGAAUUUAAAAAAGGGUCUGACAUUUUAAUCUGUCCCCAAAAUGUCCAAACUACAGCUGUUGAAUGUGUUUAUCGCCGAGCGUUUAACAACAGCAGCAGUGGAGAUAUUUGGUUCAGCAGAAAAGACAUUAGCAGAGUACCAGGAGCGACUAACAACAGCGGCAUUUGAUAUAUUUGUUGUGGUGGAAAAGACGAUCGCAGAGGUUCAGGGAGAGAACGACCGUCUACGAGGACUUCUUCUGGGUCAUUUAGGAGCAGAUCCCCAGCAGCUAAAUCUCCCCGAAGAGGAGGUUUCCCCUAAGCAGCAGCAGCAUUGUGAGCAGGAGUGGAGCCCCAGUCCGGGGCAGGAGGACCCAGAGCCCACACAGAUUACAGAGGAACAGAAGGAACUCAGGACCAGUCAGGAGGAAGAGCAGCUUCAAAGACUUAGGUCUGCUACCACAGAGGUUGUACAAUUGAUAUUUAUUCCUCCCUGUGUGGAAAGUGACUGUGACCAGGACAGCAAGACGGACUCUCUACCCUCCAACACAACUGAACAGACCCAAUCAGCAUUGGAUGACGAGGAUUACAGAGCAUCACAACUAUCCAGUUACUUUCAUCCCCUCUCUACAGUAAAUCCACACUGUUCUGCAGCUCUGAGUGAAAUCAUUGUAAGUAUUGAUGAAGACGAGGGUGAAGAACUACCGUCAAGGUCAAAGAGAACACGGGAAAAGAAAAAACAAAUCUCUCAAGUCUGCACUGAGGCCAAGACAACCAGUGAGCUGAAAGCACCUUUAAAGUCUCACACAAACAGGAGACCAUGCAAGUGUCAUGUGUGCAGUAAAUGCUUUAAGACACCAGGCCCUUUAAAGGUACAUUGGAGAAUUCACACAGGGGAGAAAUCACACAGCUGUCCUUUUUGUUGUCAACGAUUUAAGUCAUUAAACGUUCUACAACUACACCAGAAAGUUCACACAAGGGAGAAAGAUAGACCACAGCAAUGUCCUGUGCGCAAUGAAUCAUUUUUUUGGCAUAGCUUCUUUAAAAGAGCAUCAGCAAAUUCACACAUGUAUCCCAUAUCAGUGUACAGAAUCUGGCAAUUCCUUCCGAGUCAAGAAAGACUUCAACAAGCAUAUAAGGACUACUCACCCAGAGAGAGAACCAGUGACUCCAACAGAGAGAGAACUACAUCAGUGUUUUGUUUGUAGAAAAAGCUUCACAACAUUGAGUUAUCUUGUAAUCCACCAGCGAAUUCACACAGGGGAGAAACCGUAUCAGUGCCAUGUUUGCAGAAAAAGCUUCAUUAGGAAGGAAUACCUCAUUAAGCAUAUGGCAAAUCGCACUGGAGAAAAGCCAUAUCUGUGCAAUGUUUGCGGCAAAACCUUCUUAAGGAAGGCUUACCUGAGAGUACACAUGGUAACUCACACAGGGGAGAAAUCGUUUAAAUGCCCUGUAUGUAAAAAAGGCUUCAUAUCAUCGACUUGUCUCAAACUCCACCAGAGAAUCCAUACAGGGGAGAAACCCCAUAAGUGUAACCUUUGCAGCAAAAGCUUCAUUAGGAAGGCAUGCCUGAGAGUACAUGUGGUAACUCACACAGGGGAGAAACCUCAUCAUUGUAACGUUUGCAGCAAAAGCUUCACUCAGAAGAAAGGCCUGAGCGUGCAUAUGAGGACUCACACAGGGGAGAAACCUUUCAAGUGCCCUGUAUGUGAAAAAUGCUUCACCUAUUCAAAUAAGCUAAAAUGCCACCAGCAAAUCCACACAGGGGAGAAACCAUAUAAGUGCCACAUCUGCAGCAAAACCUUCACUCAGAGUGGAGGCCUGUCACGUCAUAGGAAGACUCACACAGGGGAGAAACCAUAUAAGUGUUCUGUAUGUGAAAAACAUUUCACAUCGCCAACUAAUCUUAAACUCCACCAGCGAAUCCAUACAAGAGUGAAAUCAUUUACGUGCCCUGCGUGUGAGGAAGGCUUUACAUCGUCAAGUCUUCUAAAACGUCACCAGCAGAAUCACUGUGGACAGAAGACAGAAAAAAAACUACCUGAGGAAACCUUUCUCUGCAGUGAUUGUGGCAAAAGCUUCUGUACCAUGAGUUACCUGAGAGUGCACAUGAGGACUCACACAGGGGAGAAAUCAUACGCGUGCUCUGUAUGUGAAGAAGGCUUACAUUAUCAGCAAAUCCACACAGGAGAGAAAUCACAAGUUUGUGGCAAAAGCUUCCUUGUGGAGGCGUGACAGGACAUAUGACGACUCACACAGGGGAUAAAGCAAAUAAGUGUACUACAUGUGAUAAUUGCUUUAUAACAGCAUCUGAUCUAAAAGUCCACCAGAAAAUUCACGAUGGAGGGGAACCAUAUCAGUGCAAGGAAUGUGACAAAUGCUUCACUCAAAGGUCAAUAUUAAAAAAACACAUAAGGUCUCACACAGAACUGCAUAUGUGCCACGUGUGCAGCAAAAACUUCACCCAAAAGGGAAACCUGACACAACAUAUGAGGACUCACACAGGGGAGAAAUCUUUUAAGUGCCCUGUAUGUGAAGGAGGCUUCGCGUCAGCCCCUUCUCUAAAACUCCAUCAGCAAAUUCACACUGGCGAGAAACCACAUCAGUGUGAAGUUUGUGGCAAACGCUUCAUUCAGAAGGGAAACCUGACAGGACAUAUGAAGACUCACACAGGGGAGAAACCCUUUAAGUGUGAAGUUUGUGGCAAAAGCUUCCUUCAGAGGGGAAACCUGACAAUACAUAUGAAGAUUCACACAGGGGAGAAAUCUUUUAAGUGUUCUGUAUGUGAAAAGCGCUUCGCAACACUUCGUGAUAUGACACGCCACAAGAGAAUUCACACGGGAGAGAAACCAUAUCGCUGCAACGAUUGUGACACAUGUUUUAAUCAGAGUAGUUCCCUUAAAUCACACAUGAAGAAUAUUCACAAGAGAGAGAGAGAACACAAGUGUCCAUUGUGUAAAACAUGUCCGUAUGAAAAUCUAAAGGUUCAUUCUAACUGACACCGGUAAGAGAACAUCAUAUCAUGGCUGAAAGGAAUGAUUGAAUGACUGAACUUGUAGAACAUCCCCAUCUUGUAGAACAUCUAACGUCUAUAACCCAUAUUGCUUCUUUUUUUUAGAGUGCAGUCUGAAUUUGUAGGCAGCAGGUGUCCUUACUGAUUCAUUGUCAAAUGAAACAUAGAAACCCAUAUUUAUUAUUUUGUAAACCCGUGUUUUUUUAAUUUGUAGAGAGCAGUCUGAAUUUGAAGGCAGCAGGAGUCCUUACUGAGUAAUGAUAAAAGACAGUUGUUCAAAUAUCCUGUUUCAUUCUAUCUUCACAUGAAGGAAGCUUCGGUUAUUGUUAAAGGACAAUGCUCAUUGAUCAUAAAAUGUUUGAUUCAAAAUUAAUGAAUGAUUAUCAUGUUGAAGCAAUUCUAUUUUAAUGAUGUUUAACGUGGCUAUCAGAGUAAGACAGUAGGCCCGGUAUUCAUAAACCUCUCAUCAUGAAUUUCCACCUGAGACUUACUCCACACCAGUGUGUAGCCAAUGUUAAUGUCUAUUGCUGUUUAGUUGUCUGAGGUUGCGGAUCCAAAAGUAGCCACACCGUUCUGCCCCCAUCCCGCACCACUGGAUCCCCUGGAAAGAUCCAUAUUGUGUUCUGUAUUUGUAUUUAUUAUGGAUCCCCAUUAGUUUCUGCCAAGGCAGCAGCCACUCUUCCUGGGGUUUUACAUUACAUUCUAAAAACAUUACAUUCACAACAUAUUCUGUGUUUCUUUAUCGCUACUUUAUGCACACAUUUCUGUGGUCUCUCUCCUUUCACAUUCACACUGUCAAUUGUCAAUAAUAUUUCUUUUACAGGUGAAACGUCCAUGUAGCAUCUGCAUGCCAACCAUUUCAUGUGAAUCACUUUCAUAGGAAUAUGCAUUUAGAUUUAGAGUUAUGUUCAGUGUUGUUUUAGAAUGCUGUUCGGUGUUGUUUAGAAUGCUGUUCGGUGUUGUUUUAGAAUGAUGUUCGGUGAGUGUAUUCUAGAGCAGAUGCUGGUAACAAACUGUAGCAUACCACACAGUAUGUGGGGGGAGUUGUGAUGGAAGAUGGGGUGGGUGCUUUUGUGAUUAGAAAAGUGUGUUGAGUGAAAAAUGAAAAUGGUUUCAAAUGCCAGAGCCCAUGUGUGUCUGAGACCAGGAGUUGGGACAGAGAGAGUUUGCAAUUUUUUGCAGAUAUGGGAAAUACAUUUUAAAAUAAAUUACAAAUAUUUUGUAAUCUACACCUCCAUUAGGAUUACAGAUGUAAUCUAUACCUCCGUUAGGAUGAUGGAUGAUAGAUAUAAUCUACAGGAUGGCAGAUGUAAUCUCCAGGAUGACAGAUGUAAUCUACUCCUCCGUUAGGAUGAUAGAUGUAAUCUACUCCUCCGUUAGGAUGAUAGAUGUAAUCUACUCCUCCGUUAGGAUGAUAGAUAUAAUCUACAGGAUGACAGAUGUAAUCUACUCCUCCGUUAUGAUGACAGAUGUCAUCUCCAGGAUGACAGAUGUAAUCUACUCCUCCGUUAGGAUGACAGAUGUAAUCUACUCCUCCGUUAGGAUGACAGAUGUA